AGCCGCUCUGAGCUACUACCGGAGCUAGGUUUUUGCAAUUCGCUAGAACAAGUGGAUCAGGAGCUCAGCUGAGGACUCCUAAAAUCCCUCACUCUUCAGUUAUUUAAAGACUUCUUCUUUCAGUAUUCAAGUGGAUUUCCCUUUUCAAGUGAAUAAGCAGAGGGAACUGCCUGGAUACAGCAAAAAUUAGCCUUCCGAGCUAAGGAUGUUUGUAUUCAGGGCAGCAAUGCCACUUCCUACCACAUGAGAAAGACCAUGACAACUUUGCGAGACUGCUACCUGCUCGGUUCUCAAAAUGACGAUGUCUGCCAGAAAAUUCAGGUUUCCAGCCUGUGAUGCUCAAGCAGAUUCAUACUACAAGAGAGACGAUACUGGACACAACUAAGGAAUUUUAGGGAAAUAUCCCUAACUAACAGCAUAGAGCUCUGAACUGCUUCAGAGACAGAGAAACCAUGCGUUCCGGAAGUAACAGUGCGGAAAGCCCAACCAGACCAAAGCUGUACCAACAAAGGCCAAAAAGCCACCAGAAAGAAGAGACAGGUUACAGUGGGAAAGGAAACGUGCAAAGAAGGCUGAAGGAGGAUGAGGCACCCCAAGCGAGCACCAUCCUAAGAAGCCCUAAGGCUGAGAAAAAAGCAAGAAGUUCUUUCAAGAAAAGAGAAGAUCUCUCUCGUGAUGACUUGCUAUUUCUUCUUAGUGUCCUUGAGGGUGAAUUACAGGCUCAGGAUGAAGUUAUUGGAGUACUUAAGGCUGAAAAAAUUGACUUGGCUUUGCUUGAAGCUCAGUACGGCUUUGUUACUCCCAAGAAGGUGUUAGAGGCCCUCCAGCGAGAUGCUAUUCAAACAAAGGCUGCACAAUGGCAAGAAGAUAUCUAUGAAAAGCCUAUGGGAGAGCUUGAUAAAGUUGUAGAGAAGCAGAAAGAAACUCACAGACGAAUGCUGGAGCAACUUCUAAUGGUAGAAAAAUCACACAGACAGACUCUGUAUGAACUAGAGGAAGAGAAGAGAAAGCACAGUGAAUUCAUGGACAAAAGCAAUGAGUUUACAAGCCUGCUAGAACAAGAACGUGAAAGAUUGAAAAAGCUUCUUGAACAAGAAACAGUGUAUCAGGAGAAAAAAGAGAAGGAAAGCAACAAGAAAAUAGCCAAACUGAAAGAAGAAUUAACUAAACUGAAAUCCUUUGCUUUAAUGGUGGUGGAUGAACAACAACGGCUCACCGAGCAGUUGAAUCAACAAAGUCAAAAAAUUCAAGAGUUAACCACUUCUGCCGACCAAGCACAUGAGAAGCUCGCCCUUGCUGAAGCAAAAGUGCAAGAAGAAGAACGGAGAGCCAGCAGACUGGAGGCUGAACUGCAAGCCCAAAGCAGUAAGGUUUCCCAAGAUCAAGAAGCAAUGAUGGCCAAACUAACCAACGAAGACAGCCAGAAUCGUCAGCUCCGGUUAAAACUGACUGCUCUCAGCCGACAAAUCGAUGAGCUGGAGGAGACCAAUAAAUCUUUAAGGAAAGCAGAAGAUGAACUGCAAGACCUAAGGGAUAAGAUAAAUAAGGGCGAAUAUGGGAACUCGACACUUAUGUCCGAAGUGGAAGAACUACGAAAGCGACUGCUGGAGAUGGAAGGAAAAGACGAAGAGCUCAUAAAAAUGGAAGAUCAGUGCAGAGAACUUAAUAAAAAAUUAGAAAAAGAAGCAUCACAGAGCAAGAACCUUAAAGGGGAAGUUGACAAACUCAACAAAAGAAUUAUGGAGCUGGAGAAAUUAGAGGAUGCUUUCAACAAAAGCAAGCAGGAAUGCUACUCCCUGAAAUGCAACCUAGAAAGAGAAAAAAUGUUAACAAAGCAGUUGUCCCUUGAGCUGGAUGGCUUAAAAGCUAGAGUCGGAGAGCUUGAAGCAAUCGAAAGCAAGUUAGAAAAAACUGAGUUCACACUUAAAGAAGAUUUAACAAAGCUGAAGACUCUAACAGUGAUGCUUGUGGAUGAAAGAAAAACUAUGGGUGAAAAAAUAAAGCAAACAGAAGAGAAGCUGCAAGCUGCAACUUCUCAGCUUCAGGUGGAACAAAAUAAGGUGAUGUCCGUUACAGAAAAACUUAUUGAGGAAAGUAAAAAGGCACUGAAGUCAAAAUCUGAUGCAGAGGAAAAAGUAUGCAGUGUAACAAAAGAAAGAGAUGAAUUGAAAAACAAACUGAAAGCAGAAGAGGAGAAAGGCAGCGAUCUUGCUUCCAAAGUAAAUAUUCUAAGAAAGAGACUUCAGUCACUGGAAGCUGUCGAAAAAGAAUUUCUUAAAAAUAAGUUUAAGGAGAGUACUAAAUCCAGCACUUCUUUGCAGCAGGAGAACAACAAAAUCAAAGAGCUUUCUCAAGAAGUUGAGAGGCUUAAGCAAAAGCUGAAAGAAAUGAAGGCCAUAGAAGAUGAUCUUAUGAAAACUGAAGAUGAAUUUGAGUCUCUAGAAAGAAGGUAUGUCAAUGAACGGGACAGAGCCAAGCUCCUGUCCGAGGAGCUGGAGGCUGUCAAAAUGGAAGUGGCUAGGUAUAAAUUAACGGAGAAGGCUGAGUCCAAUCAAGAGCAGCGUCUUUUUAAGAAGCUCAGAGAAGAAGAAGCCAAAUCAAGUCACCUUUCCAGAGAAGUAGAUGCACUGAAAGAGAAAAUUCAUGAGUACAUGGCAACAGAAGACCUAAUCUGUCACCUCCGAGGUGAUCAUACAGUCUUACAGAAGAAACUCACCCAGCAGGAAAAUAAGAAUAGGGAGUUGGCAAGAGAAAUGGAAAGUCUCACAAAAGAAUUAGAGAAGUACAGACGCUUCAGUAAGACCCCCAGACCCAGUCUCAAUGGAAGACGAAUCUCUGACUUGCAAGUUUUUUCUAAAGAAGUCCAGACAGAUCCAGCAGACAAUGAGCCACCUGACUACAAAACCCUCAUGCCUUUAGAGCGAGCGGUGAUAAAUGGACAGCUGUAUGAAGACAGCGAUAACGAGGACAAAGACAACAAUGAGGAAGAACAACCGGUGUCCUUCAAAAGCAACUCAUCCAUUGCAAAUGCUGUGAACAAGAAGUUAUGGAUCCCUUGGAUGAAGUCCAAAGACAACCAUCCUCAGAACGGAAAGAUUCAUACAAAGCAAAAUGGAAACUGUGCACAGACUGGAGACCUAGUGCUCAGCCAUACCCCUGGUCAACCUCUUCACAUAAAGGUAACUCCAGAUCAUGGCCAGAACACAGCAACACUUGAAAUAACAAGUCCUACCGCUGAAAGUCCUCACUCCUACACAAGCACAGCUGUCAUACCCAACUGCGGCACUACCAAGCAAAGAAUAACCAUUAUUCAAAAUGCCUCCUUAACGCCUGUAAAAUCAAAAGCAGCAGAAGGUUACAUGAGCCCAGAGCAAGCCAUUUCUCCCAUUACCAUGGCUGCUUUUGCAAGAUCUCAAACUCCUGAUUCAUGUGGCUCUUUAACUCCUGAAAGAACAAUGUCCCCUUUGGCUUUACCAGGCUCAAGUUCUCAGGAACAAAUGCUCUCCUCAGAGCCUUUGGAAAUGGGAGCCAAGCACGCCGUUUUUAGAGUAUCCCCGGACAGGCAGUCGUCAUGGCAGUUUCAGAGAUCUAACAGUACGGGAUCAAGUGUAAUAACUACUGAGGAUAACAAAAUCCACAUCCACUUAGGAAGUCCUUACGUCCAAGCUCUCUCCAGCUCCAAGCCCGUCAGCCCUUGUACCCCGGUGCAAGAUAACAGAACUCCAGCACUAGCUAACGGGAUACCCAGUAAGCCCACCAAUAAAAUCACCAGCAGUAUUACUAUCACACCAACAGCCACUCCUCUCCCACGGCAAUCACAAAUUACAAUUACUGAUGCAUUCCGUCAAUCAAUUCCAACUCGGAUCCCCAAACCAAAGCCUACGAGCACAACUAAACUACCUGUCAAAAUUCCCACUGGACAUCUCAACAAACCACUCCAAGAUAACAGUUCUGGAAAGCUGCAUAUUAUAAGGACUGUGUCUAAAACUUGCCUUCAAAGUGGAGGGAGAAGAGUGCAUUCCAACAGUCUAAAUGGCUCAACUGAUAAUUUGUGGGAAAGCUCCUUUCACAUAGGUCUUUCUUUAAGAACUGCCAAAUCCUAAUUCCUAAAUAAAGCCAAAGCUGGUAGUGAUCACAGCACCACAGACAGAAUUGGGACUGUUCUGCUGAAGCAAAGAGAGAUUUUGAUGCAUUCAGUUACCCAAUUUCUCUCCCUUUUAUUUCACAGCUAAAAGUUUAACUUAGCCACUGAGACAGUACACCACAUUAGCACUCCUGCGUGACUAUUUUUACAAACCCACAACAGAAACCCAUGCCUCCCUCAACAGCUCCACAAGAAAUUCUCCAUGGGUACUUAAGAAAGGGAAGGUUUAAAAAGAUCAGUCUACUGAAAAGUUAUUUCAGCAUGUGCCCUACAAGACGCAUUCGCGGCAAAGAGCAGAAACUGAAAAAAGACUCUUCUAUAUUAAAAAGAGAAGCCUUCAAAUGUAAUUCACUAAAGUUGGAGGUAGCGAUAAAGUUCUGAGGCUACGUGUGACAUAUGCUCAGAUCCAAAUAAAGUUCACAGAAGCACCCUAUUAGGUGCUCUGCAAGUUGCAGAACAAGUAUGUGUAUGUGUGAAGAAGGAAAACAGUGUUGAAAAACCAGGUGUCAACUUGGCACGCUUAUCAGAGAUGCGAGAAGGAGCUUCAGCACAAGAACAGCGUUCAUCUGAAGGGACAGCAACUCACGGAUGAGCCAAAGGAAAGACACAACUCUCCACACGCAGAUCCGCCGACAGAUCUCAGCUCCAAAUCAAGCCCACAGAACUCUCUCUGAAUGAGCUACGAUGAUUGGUCUGCUCCUCAGUAGCUGCAAACCCCAAAUUCCAAAUCGAUGCCAUUUAUCAAUGGCAGCCUUUAUUGCCUGUCUACUUAAAGAAAAUAAAAACUUCUAGCACAAGAAAUUAAAUCCUGCAAUAGCAGCCUUUGCUUUAGAGCACAGAAGGACCCCUCAAGUGCUGUCAGAUCAUCAUCCACAGCACCUUGCUCUACUCACCUAUUUGUACUGCUGACAUAAAAUAGCUUCCCUGCCUUUUGCUCUGGCUUGGGAUGACACAAUUCAUUUCUACGUAAAAGGGACACAACCCACAGAGGCUCUUAAGGACAUAAACAGCCUGACAGGCGGAUACUACAGUCUUAUGGGAUUAAGGGAGGCAAAGAAAGCAUGGGAGAAUGAAAGACAAGGAGUGGUAACAGGAAAAGAGGUAAUUGGAAGAAUUUCUGGAAAACAGACAUCUAUCCCCCUCCCUCAAACUACUUGGGAGAUUUGGCAUGCUGGUUACAGGCGAGACAAGGACAUGCAUAGGAGUGUUCUUUCUGUUCAUGGAGAGAAAAGGAAACAGCUAGCGUCCUGCACCAGGACUAAACAAAGCCCUGAGUAUUCCUUAACCUCUCCCGUACAGUUCUGAAUGCAAUACAAAAAUAGUAUUCAAUAAUGGACGUAGUUGUGGCAUAAACUGGUCAAAGAGAGUGAAGGAAACCCUGCGUUUACAUGACUUGGGACACAUGCAACACUAAACAAAACUAAUAAACAGAAAAUAAUCCCUAACCAUCCUCUCCAUAUCUCUCAAAGAGGUUUGCAGAAGAAGUUUUUUGGCAAGUUGGUUUGUGUCAUGUGGCAAGGUAAAUAGAUGGCUAAUCCCUUCAGUUUUUUUUUUUUUUUUUUUUUUUUUUAAACAUCUAUAAACCCCAUGCAGCAUGGUAAACAUUUAAUGUCUCAGAAGUGAGAGUAACUACCUUCACUUUUUAAUACAGACUCUAAACUGAUGAUUUCUAAUGAUGUGGACAAAAACAGAUAAGAAAUUACUUUUAUAUCCACAUAUUAGGAUAUGUAUCUCAUAUUUUCCUCCCCUUUAAGGAGCUCUAAACAUUUUUCACACACAUACUAUAAGUAGCAUCUUCUAAAUACAAGUCACUAAAAUCAAAGACACUUACAAGGGAUAGGUUAUUCGGAUGAAUAGUCCAUUGGUCAGGUUUUAUUCUAGGGCUAGUCUUAAGGGACUUAGCAAAAGGUCAGUAUUUCAGGUAUAUAUUUCAAAUUCUUCUGCUUCUACCUACAAUUGUGGCAGAGAUACUUUUUAAAAUAGGUCAAAGGUAGGAAGUUUUUUUAAACUAAUUUCAUAUUUUACAGAAAUAAACAUUAUCAAAUCUGUCAAAAGCACUAAUGGAAAAUUAUAUUCUUGUAUUUCUGCUUACACUGUAUUUUGUAAACCCUGUCCAUAAGAUGCAGUUCAAAUGAACAUUUGAUUUUACGUCUGUUGUAUGUGAGGAGCAGUAACACAAAAUAAAAAUAACUUGUUCUU
Messenger RNA from Oxyura jamaicensis (ruddy duck), 6343 nucleotides. It is a transcript of the gene FILIP1L, whose product is annotated as filamin A interacting protein 1 like. NCBI's taxonomy places the organism in Eukaryota, Metazoa, Chordata, Aves, Anseriformes, Anatidae. The record is from RefSeq and is a predicted model, not a curated record. The transcript is spliced from 9 exons. The coding region runs from base 453 to 4103 and encodes 1216 amino acids.